This is a messenger RNA of Bombyx mori (domestic silkworm), 1377 nucleotides long. RefSeq names its product prostaglandin reductase 1. Bases 266 to 1330 code for a protein of 354 amino acids. The record is from RefSeq and is a predicted model, not a curated record. NCBI's taxonomy places the organism in Eukaryota, Metazoa, Arthropoda, Insecta, Lepidoptera, Bombycidae. Gene Ontology annotation, molecular function: 2-alkenal reductase [NAD(P)H] activity; 15-oxoprostaglandin 13-reductase [NAD(P)+] activity. Gene Ontology annotation, cellular component: cytoplasm. The transcript has 9 exons. Gene Ontology annotation, biological process: prostaglandin metabolic process.
GACAACCGCGAGUGACAGCGGUGAGGUGAGGGGGGUUAUUAUAGAGGUCAUCAUUUUUACAUUAUCAGUCGCUAAUACUAAUGCACUUACCUUCAAUGUGAAAAGUUUUCCGCACCAGGGACAGAAAUACUUCGCAUCGUGAUCCGGGUGAACUUUAUGUUUAAAAUACAGUUGAAGCUUUGGACAGAAUUCAUUAUCUGAAGACCUUAAAAUAUUAUAACAUUGAUCUUCACUUCAAGAAUUUCGGUAUACUGAGAUAUUUACGAUGAAGUUAUUCCACUUUCAUUUUAUUGCUAAAAGAUUAUAUUCCGGAUCAGGCAUUAUUAAAGCCCAGAAAUAUGUGCUUACUAAAUAUUUUCAAGGAGAACCGAAGAAAACUGACUUUCAAUUAGUAGAAGAAGUACUCCCCGAUCUAAGAGAUGGAGAAAUAUUAACUGAAGCGGAGUACAUCAGCGUGGAUCCAUUUAUGCGUGCCUAUAUGAUAGGGUAUAAAUUACCUGUUGAUAUGAUUGGCGGUCAAGUUGCAAAAAUUGUUGUCAGCCGAAAUGAACAUUAUCCGAUUGGCAAAUACGUUACUGGUUCCUUUGGGUGGCGUACCCAUACAAUUUGUAACCCUGAGAAAUUAAAAGGAAAUGCAGGUUUUGCACCAUUCAGCCUUUUGCCAGACAUUAGUCCCUACCCUGUUUCUUUAGCACUUGGUAUCCUUGGCAUGCCAGGCAAUACGGCAUAUUUUGGCAUGAAGGAAAUCUGUAGACCAAAAUCUGGGGAAACGAUUGUAGUCUCUGGUGCCGCUGGAGCAGUAGGAACGCAUGUUGGACAAAUCGGAAAACUAAGUGGUUGUCGAGUAGUUGGUUUUGCUGGAACGGAUGAGAAAUGCUAUUAUUUAGAGAAAGAGUUAGGCUUUGAUCGAGCGUUUAAUUAUAAGACGGUUGAUAUUAAAGCAGCGCUUAAAGAAGGUGCACCAAGAAAAGUAGAUUGUUAUUUUGAUAAUGUUGGAGGACAAAUCAGUUCAAAUAUUAUUAAUUACAUGAAUAAAUACGGGAGAGUGGCUGUUUGCGGUUCUAUUUCAUCGUACAACGAGUCUUGUUCGCCGAAAGCAACAAUUCUUCAGCCUGCGAUUGUUUUGAAAGAACUCAAAAUAGAAGGUUUUUUGGUCGACAGAUGGAUUGAUAGAUGGGAAGAAGGUAUCAAUGCCAAUCUUCGUUGGCUAGUUGACGGUAAACUAAAAUACGAGGAAAAAGUAUAUCAUGGGUUUGAUAACAUGGUGGAUGCUUUUGUUGGUAUGCUUAGGGGAGAAAAUACCGGGAAAGCUGUCGUCAAAAUCAAAUGAGUUGUUUAGCUAAGUUUAUCUAUUGAUAUAAAUUUCAUUGAAUAUAA